CUUUUUGCUGUGAUGCUGUUUACAUUUUUCCUUAUUGCAGAAUCGUGUCAUAAGGAACCUUUGAAACGCACGAGAAACGAAUCAAACGAAAAUGGAAAGUACUCUUAGCCUUACCAAGCAAGCACACCAUGAAAGACAAGAACUUUGCACAAAUCGUCCCCAAUACAGACAGGGAAGGAAGCUAACUGCCAUAAAAGUUUAUUCUGUUAUGGAUGAGUCUAAAUAUCUGCUUAUACACAGAGUACCUGCAAUAGCAGUAACUGCUGAACUGGAAACACUAUGCCAGGGAUAUGGCAGCAUUGAAUACCUUCGCAAUGUUCCUGGUUACCCAACAGAUAAAUUUUGUGAAGUGUACCAGGUUAAAUUUCAUACUAUACAGUCUGCUAGAUUUGCGAAACGGAAAAUGGAUGACAAAAGUUUUUAUGGAGGCAUAUUGCAUGUUUGUUAUGCACCUGAGCUUGAGACUUUGGAUGACACCCGAUGCAAGUUAUUGUAUAGAAGACAAGAAAUUUGCCACAAGUUGAAACCUCCACCAAAUCUCAAACGUAAACACUAUGAGAUGCAAGUGCCACUGCAAAUAGCAGAUACUCCAUCUCCCUCUAGUGUGAUAAAGGAACAGACAUCUGACUCUUUGGAAAUCUGCAUUAAGCCUAAACAUUUCACUUCAGACGAAUCUGAUACAAUUGUUGCCACGAAAAAAUCUCAGCAACCUAUUGCCCAUCCGCCUGUAAAGCGGAUUGUCUAUCAUAAGCGUCAGUCGCCGCCUCAGAGUGCUGCUGAAAGCAGUUAAUUAUGGUCGACACAUGUUGCUUCCAAUCAUCUA
Molecule: messenger RNA, 823 nt
Organism: Daphnia carinata
Lineage: Eukaryota; Metazoa; Arthropoda; Branchiopoda; Diplostraca; Daphniidae
Product: RNA-binding protein 48-like
Exons: 4
Coding region: 92-790 (232 amino acids)
Cellular component (GO): nucleoplasm
Molecular function (GO): nucleic acid binding
Source: RefSeq, a predicted model, not a curated record